Messenger RNA from Closterium sp. Yama58-4, 630 nucleotides. Lineage: Eukaryota; Viridiplantae; Streptophyta; Zygnematophyceae; Desmidiales; Closteriaceae. The record is from the annotation of a GenBank genome assembly.
AUGGAAUUCGCCAUCGGAGUUUUGUCGUUUACGCCGCGAUUGAUGGCGAUGCCACUCCCGAGCAGGCCACCACUGAUUCCCCCCAACCCUCCUCUGCGACGGCUGCUCCCGAGCCUGCCUCGGCUUCUCCCGAGCCUGCCUCGGCGGCUUCUCCCGAGCCUCCUGCGUCUGGGGAGAAGGUGUACCGAGGCUUGGCGCACGGACCUCUCCGCAUUGGCCGCACGAUCGGCUAAUUUCGAUGAGGCAAUGGGCAACGGGCGGCCAACCGUGGUUGAAUUCUACGCUGAUUGGUGUCAGGUCUGUCGUGAGACUGCCCGGGACACACUCAAGGUGGAGCAGCAAUUCAGAAACGAUGUCAAUUUUGUGUUUCUCAACAUAGACAACGUGAAAUGGGCAGCAGAGCUGGACGAGUUUGGGGUGGACGGCAUUCCGCACUACACCUUCCUAGACGGCGAGGGCAACGAGAUGGCGUACGUGGUGGGAAAGGUGCCGAGGAGAAUCCUCCUAGAAAAUGUGUCUGCUCUUGCAGAAGGCAGGCCGGAGCUUCCGUUCUCGCAGUUUAUUUCAGAAGCGUCGGAUGCUGCUUUGAGGCAGGCUCCUAGGGUUGUGGAUCCGAGAGACCAUUUUUGA